Messenger RNA from Aethina tumida (small hive beetle), 1243 nucleotides. Its product is annotated as mitochondrial ornithine transporter 1. The record is from RefSeq and is a predicted model, not a curated record. The coding region runs from base 152 to 1087 and encodes 311 amino acids. Gene Ontology annotation, biological process: mitochondrial L-ornithine transmembrane transport. NCBI's taxonomy places the organism in Eukaryota, Metazoa, Arthropoda, Insecta, Coleoptera, Nitidulidae. The transcript has 6 exons. Gene Ontology annotation, molecular function: L-ornithine transmembrane transporter activity.
AAAAUCUUCAAAACCUAACCUUAUAAAAAUUAAGAUGUAAUUUUACUCCUUAUCAGUUAAACUUAUCACAUUCAUUUACUGGGCCAAUGGUAAAUAUAAGGCAGAACUUUAUUAAAAUUACAUUUUCAGUGGAUUUUUGCAAAAUUUAAUUAUGGAUCUGACAGAAAAUAUUACUCAGGGUACUCAACACAUCAAAGAUGGAAUUAUUGACUUUACAGCAGGUUCUUUAGCUGGGGCAGCAUGUGUGUAUGUGGGUCAACCCUUGGACACAGUAAAAGUUAAAAUGCAAACAUUUCCAGAACUGUACAAAAAUAUGGGUAGUUGUUUUAUGCAAACUCUGAAAAAUGAUGGAAUUUACAGGGGACUUUAUGCAGGGACUGUUCCAGCACUAGCCACUCACAUAGCAGAAAAUUCUGUUUUAUUUUUAUGUUAUGGUUUUUGUCAAAAAAUUAUACAAAACGUGACUGCUACGAAACGAGUGGAGGACCUUUCAGUUGUGUCCAAUGCUACUGCAGGAUUUUUGGCCUCAUUCUUCAGUUCUUUGGCAAUUUGUCCUACAGAGUUGGUGAAAUGCAAACUACAGGCCAUGAGGGAGACUUUAAAACAAUCAAAAGUUCCAAACAGUGAUAUACACCUUAUGGGUCCUGUCAAUCUUACAGGACAUAUAAUUAGAACUGAAGGCGUUACGGGUUUGUUCCGCGGUUUAAUACCGACGCUUGCUAGAGAAAUGCCCGGAUAUUUCUUCUUUUUUGGCGGAUAUGAAGGAACCAGAGAAUUGCUCAGAAAGCCCGGCAAAAAAAAGGAAGACAUUGGUCUCUUUAGAACAAUGAUAGCCGGUUCCGUAGGUGGCAUCGUAUUUUGGGGGACGACUUACCCGAUUGACGUCGUGAAGAGCAGGAUACAAGUGGGCAAUUCAAAUGAAAAUCUUGUUAGAACUAUGUUAAAGAUUAUUAGAAAUGAAGGCCCCUUGUCCUUGUAUCAUGGUUUGACUCCUACACUUCUCAGAACGAUUCCAGCCACUGCUGCCCUUUUUGCAACUUAUGAGUACUCAAAGAAAUGGCUAACCUAUGCGUCUCAGGAUUUGUAACUGCCCAGAAAUUGAUCAAGUGAUUUUUUACCAAAUUAUAUGUGAUGGGUCCAAAUGUUGAAUAUUGUUAUACACAGCUAUUUUUAUAUGUUUACUAAAUGUUUUAUAUUAUACUUUGUUUUUAUACAUGUGCAGAAAUACACUGGAUUUUCCUUA